AUGGCCACCACCAAGGCCAUGGCGUCCUCCCCAGUCAUCCUCCUCCUCGCCACGAUCCUUCUGGUCGUGACUUCCGUGCAUGCGCACUACGACUGCCCGCCACCUCCGGCGGCCCUGACACCUGAAGCAUCGACACCAGCACCGGUAGCAUCGACACCGGCAAUGGCACCUGUAGCAUCGGCCCCGGAACCGGUACCAUCCGCAUCGGCACCGCCACCGAUAGCCAUUGCCCCGACACCGGUAGCAUCAGCACCGGCACCGCCACAGAACGCAUCGGCCCCAUCCACAGGCAGCGGGCAGUGCAAGCUGAGCGAUGUAGCUGAGUUUGGAGUGUGUGUCAACCUCAACUUCGGAAGGAUGGGCAUGGCCAGUAGAGACAUGUGCUGCCGAAGGAUCCGUGGGAAGCCAAUCGUCAAUGCCGUGACUUGCCUAUGCACCACUUUCUGGCAGUUCAAUGUUCGUGCCCGAGCCAAUAUCGGCAACAACGUCAAUGCCGUCCUCGAAAUCUGCGGAAUAUCUCGCAUCCCCGACCCCGUUUGCCUCCUAUUAUAG
This is a messenger RNA of Lolium perenne, 552 nucleotides long. The record is from RefSeq and is a predicted model, not a curated record. NCBI's taxonomy places the organism in Eukaryota, Viridiplantae, Streptophyta, Magnoliopsida, Poales, Poaceae.